Molecule: messenger RNA, 5061 nt
Organism: Neoarius graeffei (lesser salmon catfish)
Lineage: Eukaryota; Metazoa; Chordata; Actinopteri; Siluriformes; Ariidae
Gene: nt5c2a
Product: 5'-nucleotidase, cytosolic IIa
Exons: 19
Coding region: 264-1985 (573 amino acids)
Molecular function (GO): 5'-nucleotidase activity
Source: RefSeq, a predicted model, not a curated record
GUUAUUGCAGCUUCAAAGUCAGGAAGACAGCGAGGUGAGAAUCUCUGGGGCAAAAUGGAAAUAAAUUAUAUUCAGGACGGACUUUCCAGAGGGGUUCAGUUUUCUCGGUUUCAAAAUUAUAAGCGUCACAUGUGGAUCAUGUUUGUUUAAAGGUAAUUAAAAUGUUCAUUAGACCGUCACCGAAAGUGUUAGCUGGACGGCUAUAUAGCUCAUGAUAACAAGGACCUGGUGGAAGUAACAUUAAGUAACAAAAACAGUUAAAGAUGACUACUACUUCUUGGAGUGAUCGACUUCAGAACUACUCUGAACUUCCUGCCAACAUGGAUGGCUCGUCGAUGAAGAAGUACAGACGAGAGGCCUAUCACAGCUUACCACGGGAACUGGCCCAAUGUCAUCCUGCUAUGAGGGUUUUUGUCAACAGAAGUUUGGCAAUGGAGAAGAUUAAAUGCUUUGGCUUUGAUAUGGACUAUACUCUAGCAGUGUACAAGUCUCCAGAGUAUGAAUCUCUAGGAUUUGAUCUGACAGUGGAGAGGUUGGUUUCCAUUGGUUAUCCUCAAGAACUUCAAAAUUUUGUUUAUGACCCAACCUUUCCAACCAGAGGCCUGGUAUUUGAUACGCUAUAUGGCAAUCUGUUGAAAGUAGAUGCCUAUGGCAACAUUUUGGUAUGUGUCCAUGGAUUUAACUUCAGGCGUGGGCCAGAGAUUAGAGAACUAUAUCCAAACAAGUUCAUCCAGCGUGGCGAUACGGAGCGCUUCUAUAUCCUUAAUACACUGUUUAACCUCCCUGAGACCUACCUUUUUGCCUGCUUGGUUGAUUUCUUCACCAGCUGCUCCAGAUAUACAAGCUGUGAGACUGGUUUUAAGGAUGGCGAUCUCUUCAUGUCCUUCAAGAGCAUGUUCCAGGAUGUCAGAGAUGCAGUUGACUGGGUCCAUUUCAAGGGUUCACUGAAAGAGAAGACUGUUGAAAACUUGCAGAAAUAUGUGGUAAAAGAUGCCAAGCUGCCUUUGCUUCUUAGUCGCAUGAAGGAAGUUGCCAAAGUAUUCCUGGCCACUAACAGUGACUACAAGUACACUGAUAAAAUUAUGACAUACCUGUUUGACUUCCCACAUGGUCCAAAAUUUGGGACACCUCAUCGGCCUUGGCAAUCCUACUUUGACCUCAUUCUGGUUGAUGCCAGGAAGCCUUUGUUUUUUGGAGAGGGCACAGUCCUGAGACAAGUUGAUACAACCACUGGGAGGCUAAAGAUUGGCACUUACACAGGGCCACUGCAGCAUGGCAUUGUGUACUCUGGUGGUUCCUCAGACAUUGUGUGUGAUCUAAUGGGGGCAAAAGGGAAAGACAUCUUGUACAUUGGUGACCACAUUUUUGGUGACAUCCUCAAGUCUAAGAAGCGUCAGGGUUGGAGAACAUUCCUUGUGAUUCCUGAGUUGGCUCAAGAGCUGCAUGUCUGGACGGACAAGAGUUCUCUUUUUGAGGAAUUGCAGAAUCUGGAUAUUUUCCUGGCAGAGCUUUACAAGCAUUUGGACAGCAGCAGUAAUGAGAGACCCGACAUUAGUUCGCUUCAGAGGCGGAUUAAGAAAGUAACCCAUGACAUGGACAUGUGCUAUGGGAUGAUGGGUAGUCUGUUCCGUAGUGGCUCUCGGCAGACCCUGUUUGCUUCUCAAGUGAUGCGCUAUGCUGAUCUGUAUGCUGCCUCCUUCAUUAACCUACUGUACUACCCCUUCAGCUACCUGUUCAGAGCUGCACACGUGCUGAUGCCACAUGAGUCCACUGUAGAGCACACUCACGUGGCCGUCAAUGACAUAGAAUCUCCAAUGGCAACACGCAACCGUCACUCUGUGGACUACAGGGACCCCGAGUGUAAGAAGCACCAGCUGACCCGCUCCAUCAGCGAGAUUCAGCCUCCUCACCUGUUCCCACAGACACCACAGGAGAUCACACACUGCCACGAUGAGGAUGAUGAUGAGGAGGAAGAGGAGGAGUAAGAUUGUAAUUGUUGUAAAUGUAACAAGUGAGUGGUCUUUGGGGGGCCUUCACAUCACCAAGGAAUCCGUUUGUUUAUCGUGGCAUUUAUAGUUCACAGUUCAGCUUUAUACUUGGAUAUGAUGUUUUGUUUUUGUUUUCAGCUGUGCAUGCUAAAACCUUUUUAAUUUUUUUGUUUUGUACUUAAACUUUGAGGGUGCCUUCUGUUAUUCAGGCAAUCUUGUGUAAACGAGCCACCUUGGAACCCACAGCGCGACCAUCAGAGACCACUUUCCUGUUAUUGCCUUAAGGCCGAGAAAGCAGCAUCAGCCGCCUUUCUUAAAUCAAUGGAAACGUUGUUUUUGUUACCUCUUGCCAUGUCUUUGCAUGAUAUUAAGGGAACAAAUGCAGUAUUUUCCUUACAGGACUUGGAUUUUUAAGCAGAAUAUUUGAAAAUGUGUGCAUGCAAUGGCCUUAUCUUUUGUGGCAGGUUCCUUUCAAAGUGAAACCAUACUGCAUGAUGGGAACUGUACCCAUCUCGCAGAGACAACUUAUAGCUCUCCCCCCCCCCCCCCCCCCCCCCCCCAGCAACUGUGUGCUCACAAUGUGUUAAAAUGAUGCAUUGAAUAACUGAGCCGUUAAAAUGUAGUUUUUCACUUUUUGUUUUAACUACAAUUGAGGGAAACUAUACAUACAACGAUUCUAUUAUAGUUCAGGAGUUUUCUAUUAGAAGCGUGAGGGCACAAUGACUCCCAUACUAUGCAUCUGUUUUUGUCUUGAAUGCAACCAAAGGGAUUUGAAUGACUUGACAACUACACAAGGAGAGUAACUGCAUCAAUAGGAGUUUCUCUGACACCAUAACUGAGGAUCUCCUGAGAGAGCUUUACUGUUUCAGCUGCUGUAAAGUAAUGUGGAAACUAGUGAGGGAAUAAGAAUCUGGGCCUCUGUGAAAAUUUAUUUUUUUUCUUUCCUCCUUGUAUUAUGGUCCAGCCAUACAUGGUACUGAAAUGACUUGUCCAGGCCUGCGGGACUGGAUCUGCUAUUUUCAUUACAGAUUUACAAUUUAUUUUUUGCAAAAUUGAGAGAUUCCUAUUAAUGUUCAUUCUUUUUAUAUUUUGAUCAAAAACUGUUGCUUGCAUGUUGUUGUUGGUUGUUUUUGUUUGUUUCUUUGCCCGAUAGUCAUGGACAAAUGGGUCAAAAAAGUUGAAUGUGACUAGUAAUCAUGCUUCAGGGAAGCAUGUCUUUGCUAGGUCUUCUUGAUUAAUUCAUAGACAUGAUUUCUUGACCCAUGUCCUGCUUUGACCUGAGUUCCGACCACACUGAAUACUGCCUUUUUGAACACAUGUAGACGUUUGUUUAAACUCUGUAAUAAAUCAGCAGAAUUAUCACAUAGCCAAAUGUUAAAUCAGCAGUAUAGAUUUGUUUGUUUAUUUUGAAUGUAAAAGAGGCCUUGUUGGUUAUUGCCUUGUUAUUAAACUGUUACUUUUCACACGCAACCAAAAUCUACUGUACAGUGGUCCUUGAAAGUUUGUGAACCUUUUAGAAUUUUCUAUACUUCUGCAUAAAUGUGACCUCAAACAUCAGUCCUAAAAGUAGAUAAACAAAUGUAUACUUGGUCAUUUAUUUACUAAGGAAAAUGAUUCAAUACACACAUCUGUGAGUGGCAAAUGUAAGUGAACUGCUAGGAUCAGCAGCUAAUUGAAGAUGAAAUUAGAUUCAUGUGUGAGUGGGAUCUAUCAAAGUCUGAUCUUACACUUUUACAACUGUGUUGUGAUCAUUGCACAAACAAAGGAGAUUUUUGAGGGCCUUAAAAAAAGUUGAUGCUCAGCAGGCUGGAAAGGCUUACAAAACCAUCUCUCAAGAGUUUGGAUUCCACAAAUCCAAAGUCAGACAGAUGAAGACUGAUUCAAGACCAUUGUUACCCUCCAUAGGAGUAAACAGCCAACAAAGAUCACUCUAAAAGCAUAGUUUUCCAUGAGGUCACAAAGGAACCCUGGGUAACUUCUAAGCAACUAAAGGCCUCUCUCACAUUGUUAAUGUUCAUGAGACCAUCAUCAGGAGAACACUGAAUGACAGUGGUGUACAUGGCAGGGUUGCAAGGAGAAGGCCACCGCUCUCCAAAAAGAACAUUGCUGCCCAUCUACAGUUUUCUAAAGAUCACGUGAACAAGCCGGAAAAUGUUUGAAUGGAUGAGCCCAAAAUAGAAUUUGUUGGAUUAAAUGAGAAGCAUUGUGUUUGGAAAAAGUAAAACUGCAUUUCAGCAUAAGAACCUUAUCCCAUCUGUGGAACAUAGUGGUGGUAGUAUCAUAGUAGUUUGGGCCCAUUUUGCUGCAUCUGGGACAAGACGGCUUGCCAUCACUGAUGGAACGAUGAUUUCUGGAUUAGUCCAGAGAAUUCUAAAGGAAAAUAUCAGGACAUCUGUUUGUGAAAUGAAUCUUUAAAGAAAGUUGGUCAUGCAGCAAAAUAACAACCCUCAACACACAAAUCAUUCUACCAAACAAUGGUUAAAAAAAAAAAAGAAUAAAAUUAAUGUUUUGGAAUGGCCAAGUCAAACUCCUGACUUUAAUCCAAGAGAAAUGUUGUGUGGGCAAUUCAUGUAAGGAAACCCACCAACAUCCCAGAACUGAAGCUGUUGUGUACAGAGGAAUGGUGUGAGAACUGAGCAACAGUUACCAGAAAUGUUUGUUUAGUUAUUGCUGCACAACAGGGCCACAACAGUUACUGAAAGCAAAGGUUUGCAUCUUUUUUUCCCCACUCACAGAUGUGUUGUAAUGGAUUAUUUUCCUCAAUGAAUGAACAAGUUUUUUUUUUUGCAUUAUUUGUUUAACUGGGUUCUCUUUAUCUACUUGUAGGACUUGUGAAAGUCUGUUUCGGGUCAUUUAUGCAGAAACAUAAAUUCCAAAGGGUUCACAAACUUUCAAGCACCACUGUACAGUAAAUUUUUGCUGUGUGUUUUAUCCUGUAUAUAUCCUCGACCGCCAAAUGCAUGUUCUUCAGACACGUUUGGAUAAGGCAAAAAUGAAACCUAGUUGAUCUUGAUUUGGAUGGUUUGCACUAACAGUAUGGAAUCAAUUUUGUGCCAAAAUGUUCAAACAAUAC